CAAUGAGAGAGGAAGAGUUGAGGGUUGGUAGAUGGAGGCACUGGUGGAAGUGUGCGAGCCAUCAGAGGUGCGGAUAGAGUUCGCGCUGAACUGCAAAUGUCGAGCCACGGUGCGGCUUCGAUCCCUAACGGCAACCACAUCGGUGGCCUUCAAGAUCCAAACAUCUUCCCCGAACAAAUUCCUGGUUAACCCGCCGAGUGGACUCAUUCCCCCUUCGUCCUUCGCCACUUUCCAAGUUAUCCUAAAGCCGCAGUCCCAUUUCCCACGCUCCUACCCUCGCUCCCCCGCGGACCGUUUCCUAAUCAAAACCGCCGAGUUUAGCCCCAACUCGUCCGGUCCCACUCACCCCGAGUCCAUCAACUCGUGGUUCGCCUCUCGCCCCUACGGCUUCUCCACGCGGGACCUCAAACUCAAGGUGACCUUCGUUGGCCCCCUCCUCCUCCGCCACGCCGUCACUCACGGCGAUUUAGACGCCGUCAGGAACUUGAUUAAACGACAGCGUUCAAUCCUCGCGGAUUUCUCACCCACCCAAGCCGAGUCGCUUCUCAGCGACGCCACGCAGUUGGACAACCCGGACGACAUGGUUCACCUCCUACUGGAAGCCGGCUUGAGAAUAAUCCACAACCCCAAGGACCCUCACGAGGCAGAUACAAACACAAACGAAGAGGUGGUGGUGGAGGUGGGAGAAGAAGUGUUUGAGGCUUCGAGGCGUGGAGACGCAACGCGAGUGGAGGCGCUGUUGCGGGGUGGUGGGAGUGUGAAGUACCGUGACCGGUACGGUUUGACGGCGCUUCAUGCCGCGGCAUUUAAAGGGCACAAGGAUGUGGUUGGGGUGCUUUGUGAGUUGGCGGGGUUGGACUUGGAUUGUGAGGACGAGGAAGGUCACGUGCCGCUGCACAUGGCGGUGGAGGGUGGCGAUGUUGGAACCGUGCGAGUGUUGGUUGAGAAGGGUGUCAACGUUAAUGCUGUCAAUAAGAGGGGUGCUACUCCUUUGUACAUGGCUAGGAUUUGGGGACAUGAUGAUAUUUGUGAGUUGCUAGUUAGCAGGGGAGCCGUGUAUUCUGUAACUUCCACUUUGGAUUGAAAAUGUAUUUCUUAUCAUAGAUUGUUACCAAAUUGAGCAAUAAGCUAAUAACACAUUUAUGAUCAUGAUUCAUGAUGUUCACCACACAAUCGUUGAUGUUGUUACUUGUAAUAGUGAUGAUUAGGAGUUUCACUUCAUAUGUAUAAUUUUCUUCUUAUUUUUUUUAUUUGAAUAAAUUCGUUAUGCCAUGUUUUGACAAUAUGAUAGAGUUAGGAAAAAUGUAUUGGGGU
This is a messenger RNA of Cajanus cajan (pigeon pea), 1314 nucleotides long. Its product is annotated as protein VAPYRIN-LIKE. Lineage: Eukaryota; Viridiplantae; Streptophyta; Magnoliopsida; Fabales; Fabaceae. Gene Ontology annotation, molecular function: protein binding. The record is from RefSeq and is a predicted model, not a curated record.